Molecule: messenger RNA, 1925 nt
Organism: Onychostoma macrolepis
Lineage: Eukaryota; Metazoa; Chordata; Actinopteri; Cypriniformes; Cyprinidae
Product: serine/threonine-protein phosphatase 4 regulatory subunit 3-like
Exons: 1
Coding region: 145-1914 (589 amino acids)
Biological process (GO): protein dephosphorylation; DNA damage response
Cellular component (GO): nucleoplasm; protein phosphatase 4 complex
Molecular function (GO): protein phosphatase activator activity
Source: RefSeq, a predicted model, not a curated record
GCUCGAGUGAGCCUUCCAUUUCUUCCUGAUCUCCAUGCGGAGGUUGAGAGGGAAUGGAAAAAGCCGUUUUCCUCUUGCAUUCAUAGGUUUCAGCAUACCAGUUAUGCUGACAUUGAGGGGAUACGUGAAAACGGCUAUGAGGGGAUGCCCCUUGUGGAAGAGACGCUGGCCAGCUAUCUCUCUGUGGGCGAGACAUCCUCUCUCAAGACUCCCUCCUUGCCAUCUAAGCCCCUUCAGGAAACAUCUCGCUUAAAUGGCAGGGCAUACGCAGCAGCAGGUCAGGCUGUCGCUUUGUUGCACACGAUGGCGGUGCUUCAGGCUUACCAGGCUGAUCUGCUGAAGGACCUGGAUAAGGGUCAGGGCUUGUCACCUGAUGAAGUAGCUGAGCUGCGCCGCACCACGGAUUUGGCUCUCCGUGCCACUAAGCAGGCCGCCACCGAUAUGGGCAGGUCUAUGGCGGCCAUGGUGGUAAAGGAAAGACUUUACCCACAGAACCCACAGAACAGAGACGCAUUCUUCAAAACGCUGUCCAACAUGGGUAUCCUGCCAGCGCUGGAAGUUAUUCUUGGCAUGGAUGAUGUUCAGGUGCGUGGAGCAGCCACUGAUAUCUUCUCUUACCUGGUGGAAUACAACCCCUCCAUGGUGCGAGAGUUUGUUAUGCAGGAGUCUCAGCAGAAUGACGAUGAUAUUCUGUUGAUAAAUCUGAUCAUUGAGCAUAUGAUCUGUGACACGGAUCCAGAGUUGGGUGGAGCUGUACAGCUAAUGGGGUUGCUCAGGACACUAGUGGACCCAGAAAACAUGCUGGCAACUGCUAAUAAAACCGAGAAGACCGAGUUCUUGAGUUUCUUCUAUAAGCAUUGCAUGCAUGUGCUCUCUGCUCCACUUCUUGCCAACACCACAGAAGAAAAACCCAGCAAAGAUGAUUUCCAGACGUGUCAGCUGCUGGCUCUGAUCGUAGAGCUGCUCACUUUCUGCGUGGAGCAUCACACGUAUCACAUAAAGAACUACAUCAUCAACAAAGACAUCCUCCGCAGAGUGCUGGUGCUCACUGCAUCUCAACACGCUUUCUUAGCCUUAUGUGCUUUGCGUUUCAUGAGGAAAAUCAUUGGGCUGAAGGACGAGUUUUAUAACAGAUAUAUAAUGAGGAACUUCCUGUUUGAGCCAGUGGUCAAAGCUUUCCUCAACAAUGGAUCCAGAUACAACCUCAUCAACUCAGCCAUUAUAGAGAUGUUUGAGUAUGUCAGAGUGGAGGAUGUGAAGUCCCUGACGGCUCAUAUCAUAGAGAACUACUGGAAGGCCCUGGAGGACGUAGACUAUGUUCAGACGUUUAAGGGACUGAAGCUUCGAUAUGAACAGCAGAGAGAAAGACAGGACAACCCUAAACUUGACAGUAUGCGGUCGAUUCUGAGAAAUCACCGUUUUCACCGGGAUGCGCGGACGCUGGAAGAUGAAGAGGAGAUGUGGUUUAACACAGAUGAGGAAGACUUGGAGGAUGGUGAAGCUGUGGUGCCGCCCUCAGAUAAGAUGAAGAGUGACGAGGACCUGAUGGAUCCUAUCAGCAAGUUUAUGGAGAGGAAGAAAUUGAAAGACUCGGAAGAGAAGGAGGUGCUGACAGGGAAGGCGAGCCUCUCAGGACGGCAGAGCCCCAGUUUUAAACUCUCCUUCUCCAGCUCCCCAAAGCCCAGUCUGUCCUCUCCCCCAACCGCAUCCCUCCACCCCGGUUCACCUGGUUCUCCAAGUUCUCCCGGGACAGGAGCCCGGAGCUCCCCCCCUACGGCAGCUGUCACCACUAAGGGAGGUCUGGUGGGGUUGGUGGACUACCCCGACGAUGACGAAGAGGACGAGGAUGAGGAAGACGCAGACAGUAAAGAAGAAAGUCCUCCACUGUCCAAGAAGUCCAAGCUGAGCUCCUAAAGCACUCCCUC